Haemorhous mexicanus (house finch) is the source of this 4818-nucleotide messenger RNA. It is a transcript of the gene COL28A1, whose product is annotated as collagen type XXVIII alpha 1 chain. The transcript is spliced from 39 exons. Bases 461 to 3964 code for a protein of 1167 amino acids. NCBI's taxonomy places the organism in Eukaryota, Metazoa, Chordata, Aves, Passeriformes, Fringillidae. Gene Ontology annotation, molecular function: serine-type endopeptidase inhibitor activity. The record is from RefSeq and is a predicted model, not a curated record.
CUUCCUACCUUGGAAGAUUUCAACAGAAAUUCAAAUUGUUAUUUUAUUGAACAGUUCCCAAUUCCACCACCUGCCCGAAUGCUACGCUGUCUCCGUUCGUAUCUGGUCCAGCAACAUUCAAAAAGGCACAUUACUGCCAAUACUCCCUUUACACUUUCGGCAGCUACUGGCACCACACGUGCUUACAUGCAAAAAGAUCCUACACACCUCUGCUAUUACUGUGGAAAAGACAGGAUGCUUUUGGACAAAAUAUCAAUCACACAACUGGAUAAACACAUCAUGUGAUGGUAUGACCUACAGGACAUAUUUUCUACACUGAAAACUUUUCUAAUACACAAUUUGUUUUCUGGAUGCCUUCAAAGGUUCUACUAUCCAUGUGAGCUACAGUUGAAGUAUUGCAGGUUACUGUGCUUAAACUACCUACACAAUGACUUUUUGAAGGAAAAAUUGUCUAUUUGGGAUGAAAGUCACCAUGAGGAAAAAAUAUUUUUUCUUUUACUUUAUACUUCUGGCUGUGAUAACAAACCAGAUAGUACAUGGGCAAAACAGAAAAAGAGGAAAGAAUAUUUACUCUCCUAUGCCAAAAGAUGAAGGUGAUAUGUGUCUCAUUGAUAUAGUCUUUAUCAUAGACAGUUCAGAAAGUGCCAAAAAUCAGUUGUUUGAUAUACAGAAGAAUUUUGUUCAAAACAUAACUGACAGCAUUUUCCAGAUGAAGCCAGUUAAGUCCCACAUGUAUAGUGUCAAACUAGCAAGUAUGCAGUUCAGCAGCACAGUCAUCAUUGAUCAUCCCUUUACAGCCUGGAAAGAUGUCCAGAAUUUUAAGGAGAAAAUCAAUUCUCUGGGCUUUAUUGGCCAAGGCACUUAUUCCUAUUAUGCAAUUUCAAAUGCCACUCAUCUGUUUAAAACUGAAAGUCGUAAGAGAAGUGUGAAAGUGGCUUUUUUGAUGACUGAUGGUGUAGAUCAUCCAAACAGCCCUAAUGUCCAGGGUAUAGCCACCACAGCUAGAAGUCUUGGAAUACAUUUUGUUACCAUUGGCCUUUCUAAGAAAGCAGUCCAAGAAGAAAAAUUGCGCAUGAUAUCUGGUGAUUCGUCCUCUAAACGUGUCCUGUGCCUGGAUGAUCAGAAUCUGGUAGUUGAUAUAGCAUUGGAACUGGAAGCCUUGCUACAGAAGCAGUGUGUGCAGAAGACCUGUGAGUGUGAAAAGGGAGAAAAAGGAGACAAAGGUGAAAAAGGCAGUGAUGGCAGCAAAGGAGAGAGAGGUGAUGUAGGACCAAAAGGAAACAAGGGUGAUGCUCAAAAAGGAGAUCAUGGAGAGAAAGGGGAAGAGGGAGCUCCUGGCUACAAGGGAGACAAGGGUGAAAGAGGAGAAUGUGGAGCCCCAGGACCAAAGGGAGAAAUAGGUUUGCAGGGCUCUGUGGGCCCUACAGGACCUCGGGGACCUCAGGGUAUCAGGGGAGAUCCAGGUCAGCAAGGCCCAAAAGGCAUCCAAGGAAGCAAGGGAGAACAAGGCCCUCCGGGUCCCUAUGGUCCUGCAGGACCCUCUGGCAUUGGAGAGCCAGGACCCAAGGGUGCUGAAGGUCGAGAAGGUAGAAUUGGAUUGCGAGGACCUCCUGGAAUUGGUGAGCCAGGAUUACCUGGACCACCUGGCCCUCCUGGUUCACCAGGUGAAAAAGGUUCAACUGGACAGGGCAUUCAAGGAGAUAAGGGUGAAAAAGGCUCUGAUGGUGCCCCAGGUCCUCGGGGACCAAAAGGUGAACAAGUCAAAGGUGACAAGGGUGACCAAGGCGAGGUAGGACCACAGGGCCCACCAGGACCACCAGGACCAAGCCAGCAAGGAAGGCAGGGUGCACAGGGUCCACCAGGAAACCCUGGGCCAAAAGGCUCUCAAGGUUCUGGUUGGCCAGGACCAAAGGGUGAACCAGGUAAACCUGGACAAAAAGGAGAACCAGGACUUCCAGGAAUUAGCUCAUCAGGACUUAAAGGAGCUACAGGUCUUCCAGGAACCCCAGGAGAGAAGGGGGUGAAGGGGGAGACAGGGUUGACAGGGAAAAAGGGGGAAAAGGGAGAGGCAGGUCCAAGAGGCCCAGAAGGACCCCCUGGCAAAGGACUUUUAGGUCAAAAGGGUGACCCUGGAGAAAAAGGAUCUGAAGGAAUGAUUGGUCCUACAGGACUAAAAGGCCCAGCUGGACUAAAAGGUGAUCGUGGAGAGACAGGACCCCCUGGUGUACCUGGAGCAUCUGUUUGGGGACCUCCUGGACCAAAGGGGGAUCCAGGAUUUAAGGGACCACCAGGAGAUGAUGGACGUCCUGGAAAUUCAAUAAUGGGACCAACGGGGCACCCAGGACUGCCUGGACCACCUGGACCUGAAGGACCAAAAGCUGAUAAAGGUGACAAAGGUGAAGCUGGACCUCCAGGACCAGUAGGCCCUGCAGGACCAGAAGGACCAAAAGGCGUGGGAGAUGCUGGGCCAAAGGGAGACCGUGGAUAUAAAGGUGAUCUCGGGCCCCCGGGGCCUCCAGGAUGGGGACACAUGGGUCCCAAGGGUAUUAUGGGACGUAAAGGCUUGCCUGGUCCCCCUGGCCCCCCUGGCAUCAGCAUACAAGGAGACAAGGGAGAAAAAGGAAGUAAAGGUUUUCCUGGACCAAAGGGAUCAGUAGGAACUGGCCUUCCUGGACAAAAGGGAGACUAUGGAGAUAAAGGUGAUACAGGGAGCAAAGGUGCCAAAGGAGAGAUUGGAGACCCAGGACCUCCAGGACCAAAGGGAUCUGGGGGAAGAAAAGGUGAACCUGGUCUUUCGAGAGAAGAUGUUAUCAGACUUAUCCAUGAAAUAUGUGGUUGUGGUAUCAAAUGUAAAACGACCCCACUGGAACUAGUAUUCGUCAUUGACAGCUCAGAAAGUGUUGGACCAGAAAACUUCAAUAUUAUCAAAACCUUUAUGAAAACAUUCAUUGACAAGGUUUCGGCCAACCACGCUACAACCCGCAUCGGCAUUAUUAACUUCAGCCACAGAGUGGACCUGGUGUCUUCUCUGAAGGAAUUCACGAGCAAAGAGCAGCUGAAAUCAGCUGUUGACAAGAUGCCCUACUUAGGAGAAGGCACAUACACAGCUUCUGCCAUCCAACAAGCCAUUCGCUUAUUCCAGGCAGCCCGCCCGGCCGUAAGGAAGGUGGCUGUUGUCAUAACGGAUGGACAGGCGGACAAUCGGGAUAAAGUACGGCUGGACACCAUAGUAAGAGAGGCCCAUGCUGCAAAUAUUGAGAUAUUUGUCAUUGGGAUUGUACAAAGGACUGAUCCUCAUUUUGAUGACUUCCUGAAAGAAAUGCAGCUCAUUGCAACUGACCCUGAUGAAGAACAUGUUUACCAGAUAAAUGACUUCGUAACGCUUUCAGUUCUUGAAAAUAAACUGAUCACAAAAAUCUGUGAGAACGACUCUGCAGUGUACACCAGAAAUUACAAUCUUUUAUCUCCUUCUCCAAGUCUGGAAUCUGAAAUUGCCAGGAAAGAUGCUAAUAGCCUGUUACCUAAAACGACCACUUCACAGAUUGAUAUACUUCCUACAGAAGCAUCUAAUAACCCACACACUCCAUCACAAUCCACAUACACUGAACCUCUGCCAUCUGCUCAGGACCACAGUGUGACCCCCUCUGCUCGCAGAGAAUCAAUACUUCCCCCAGUUUAUAACAUAUCUGAAACCAGACCCCUGAGUCCAGUUGUCAAUCCUUUCAUUGGUGGAACUGCUACUGAAGAUCACCGGCCAGCUGCAUGGCAAGCAGAGCUAGCAAGAACCCAAAAAAAUCCAAGGUGCUUGGAACCUUUGAAACCAGGAGACUGUUGGAACUAUGAGGUGAAAUGGUAUUAUGACAAGGAUGGCAAUUCUUGUGGCCAGUUCUGGUAUGGAGGUUGUAAUGGUAGCAACAAUAGAUUUGAAACAGAAAAAGAAUGUCGAGAAACCUGUGUUGAUUGAUGAAUAAAAAUUACUUCUGUUGGGAACUCUUGAAGCUGGAAGUUCAUGGGUGCUGAGGAAGAACUGACUGAGAAGAAUCCAAAAUAAUGUGUUAGCUUGAAAUUAUUACUGCUGUGCUUUAUUGCCUUCCCCACUAUUGUCUGCACAUUAACCAGAUUCCUGCAUAAUAUAUGUUAACUGCAACACCAUAGCAAUAACUUGAAGUCACACGUACACACACACAGGGAGGUACCUUUUCCCUCUGAAUUUACAGUAACUUGAUACUACUGCAAAUGGGAAUAAUGAGAUUCUAUUUUUAGGAUUAAAAUAUCAAAAGUGUUUACACUUGGUUUUUAAUGACCAAGGUCUCUUAGUCUCAUGGAAGAAUAAAAUAUGCUCUAGAUUUAAACAACACUAAGUAGUUCCUGAAAUUAGCACUCUUAAUACAGCAUUUAGAGGCAUAAAUAAAGAUUUCCAUUGAUUAGAGCUCUUCUUUGGAAUGUAAGUACCACAGCUAUGGGUAACUAGAGAGGGGUUUUUCCCAUUAUUAAAGCACACUUGGAUUAACAUCAAUAUAAUAGUUUCAAUUAUAAAGGUUGGACUUUCAUUUAGAGUUACGUUAAAAACUGGGUUCUUCAUGUCCUUUAGGCUGUUCAGUACAUUUCAAUUUCUCAGGGCCUCUGGGUUAAAAAAAAAGAGUUAUUUCACUCUAAUACUCUAAUAUAUGCCACUAAACUAAAAAAGGGAAAAGCACUGAAAGAUAUGUAUUAAUGUUUACUAAUAUCCUUUCUACUUUUAGCCAUAACCCCAUAUGAGCGCAUUGUUAAAUCUGAAAAUGACAAAUGUGAUUAAAUUGGGAAGUAAUACUUGAUAAA